Molecule: messenger RNA, 2225 nt
Organism: Columba livia (rock pigeon)
Lineage: Eukaryota; Metazoa; Chordata; Aves; Columbiformes; Columbidae
Gene: RFC4
Product: replication factor C subunit 4
Exons: 10
Coding region: 1001-2089 (362 amino acids)
Biological process (GO): DNA-templated DNA replication; DNA repair
Cellular component (GO): DNA replication factor C complex; nucleus
Molecular function (GO): ATP binding; DNA clamp loader activity; ATP hydrolysis activity
Source: RefSeq, a predicted model, not a curated record
UACAAAAGCUGGUAGAAGAAGUGCCCUUUUUUUAAUCCACAAAACUGGUACAUAAUGAGGAGGAUAAGCUGUAGCUAUGCAGUGCAUGAAAACGUGGGCGUGCAUCGCUACUGCCAAAUCUACUAGGAUGCCUUUUUAUCCUUUAAAAGGAACUGUCACAUCAAUCACACUUCUCUUUUUUUUUUUUUUUUAUCUCUGGUUUUGCUGUAAUGGAGAUUAUUAGAAGCAACGGGAAAACAAAAAGGAUUCACUUUCGCUCCACUGGUGCCUCUUGCACAAACACCCCCGCGCCCGCAGCCCGGGGGAGCCGCUCGCACGGAGCAGCCGGGGCCGCGGGCGCUUGGAGCGGGGUGACCGUACGAUCGCCAGUCGCCGGGGGCAGCUGGAGCAGCGCGGCGCUGGGACACACUCCGCCCUCCGUGAGUUUCACUGCCAGAGACCCCCCCGCCGCACCUCAUGCGCCGGCAGCGGCCCCAGCCCCAGGGCUGCAACCUCCCUACAGGAAAGGCUCCUCCGCUCGCUUCCGGCGCUGCUUUUUACAGGGCUGUGUUUGUUAACUUGCUGGGGCAUUCGGGAGGGAUGGGGAGGAGGGAGGGCCGCCAGCCGCCCGGCAGACUCCCCGCCCGACUCGCCCUGCGGGGCGGGACCCGCGGCCACAGCGCCCUGAGGUGACGGUGACGGCCCCGCCCGGCCGCGCGCCCCCCGCAGCUCCCGCCUCAGGACCCGGAGCGCGCGCGGCGCUGGGCUCUAGGCCGUGACGUCAGCGCCCGCCCUCGUGGCAGGGCCGAGCUCUGUGAUUGGUUCUCGUCAGGCGGAAGCGGCCCCGCCCCCGGCCGGUGGCGGGUUGGCGGGAAGGUCCGGUGGGGCCUGCGGGGCGGUGGGUUUGGGUGUUGCAGGUCGUGCUUGGCCUAACGGCGCGGCUGGGGACCGCCUGUGAGAAGAAGGUGACAGCCUGUGAGAAGAAGGUGACAGCCGGGCCGGGUUCGGCCCAGCCGCAGCCAUGCAGGCCUUCCUCAAAGGCCCGUCUUCCAUCAGCACCAAGCCCCCCGCCGCCAAGGAGAAGGGCGCAGCCGGGAGCAGCGGGGAGGGCAAGAGGCUCAAACCCAUCCCCUGGGUGGAGAAAUAUCGCCCCAAAAAUGUGGAUGAAGUCGCCUUCCAGGAUGAAGUUGUUGCUGUGCUGAAAAAGUCCUUGGAAGGUGCUGAUCUUCCCAAUCUGUUGUUCUAUGGCCCACCUGGGACUGGAAAGACUUCCACUAUUUUGGCAGCUGCUAGAGAACUCUUUGGGCCUGAAUUAUUCCGGCAAAGAGUCCUUGAGUUAAAUGCUUCUGAUGAGCGUGGAAUACAAGUGAUUCGGGAAAAAGUGAAGGCUUUUGCUCAGCUGACUGCGUCUGGAAGCCGUUCAGAUGGUAAAGUUUGUCCUCCUUUUAAAAUUGUAAUUCUGGAUGAAGCAGACUCAAUGACUUCAGCAGCCCAGGCAGCCUUGAGACGCACAAUGGAAAAGGAAUCUAAAACAACACGGUUUUGCCUUAUUUGUAACUACAUCAGCAGAAUAAUUGAACCUUUAACAUCGCGAUGCUCCAAAUUCCGCUUCAAGCCUUUGUCAGACAAAAUCCAACAGCAGAGAUUAUUGGAUGUCGCUGAAAAGGAGCACGUGAAAAUCAGUAGUGAGGCAGUAUCUUACCUUGUUAAAGUGUCAGAAGGGGACUUAAGAAAAGCAAUUACUUUUCUUCAAAGUGCCACUCGCCUCAUGGGCGGGAAGGAGAUCACAGAGAAGAUAGUCACUGAAAUUGCUGGGGUCAUCCCUAAAGAGACAAUUGACGAACUGCUGUCUGUCUGCCAGAGUGGUUCAUUUGAGAAACUGGAAACGCUGGCAAAGAAUCUCAUCAAUGAAGGGUAUGCUGUUGCUCAGCUGGUAAACCAGCUGCACGAUGCUGUUGUUGAGAGCGAAGCUUACAGCGACAAAGAGAAAUCUGCCAUAGUUGAGAAACUCGCGGAAGUAGACAAAUGCUUGGUGGAUGGAGCUGAUGAAUACUUGCAGCUCAUGAGUCUCUGUGCCCUGGUGAUGCAGCAGCUGACACAGAACACUUAACAACCACAACCCCUUCUCCGUGGCUGGCAGCAGAGCAGCUUUUUGUUUCAUGGGGAGCUGAGGUUGAGGGCAGGGACCUGUGUACUUUUGUACUGUUUUUUUCAAUAAAAAACUGCUCAGCAGUUGGAAAAUCUCA